Molecule: messenger RNA, 2371 nt
Organism: Striga asiatica
Lineage: Eukaryota; Viridiplantae; Streptophyta; Magnoliopsida; Lamiales; Orobanchaceae
Source: the annotation of a GenBank genome assembly
AUGGCCAGCCUUUUGCUUCCCGUGGCCGAGUCCAUCAUCAAUUUCCGGUGUUAUCGUCUUACCGUAGAUUAUACCCUCAUCACCUAUCUCCAGCUCGAAAAUUUCACAAUGCGCAUUUUGCCCCUCCCAGGCACGCAGUUUCUGUUGCUUGAUUCUUUUCAUUUAAGGUGUAUAUUCACCAACACGGAUGUCUUGAAUUCCGUGGCAACUGAGGAAGUCUAUGAGAAUACCAUACCUCUUGAUUCAAAUUGUUCUGUUCCAGUUGUUCAAAUCCAGUCUGAUACAUUGGAGACUGAAGGAGUUGACUUACUUGUUGGGAGCACCUAUGUUGACACUAUAUUGAAGGAUUUGCCUGUAUUAACAGCGGAGGAGCAGAAAGCCAUUGCUGCAACUCCAGCACAUCCAGCUGGACUCUAUGGCACUGCAAACUUCUUGGAUGCCUCCUUAGGUUUCUACAUGCUUGCUACAGAGAUAUUGUUGUCUACGCUUUUUCUCCCCCUGUUUAACUACACAUUAUAUGCUAGUUGCUUGGCUGGGAAUCUCAUUGAGCAGCUUUGGAAUUUCGCUUGGCCUGCAGCCAUUGCAAUGAUUCAUCCGAGUCUUCUUCCUGUGGCUGUCAUGGGAUUUUUCGCAAAGCUUGCAGUAAUUGCUGGAGGCCCAUUGGUGGGAAAGCUAAUGGACCAUUUUCCUAGAGUACCAGCAUAUAAUUGCUUGACUAUUGUUCAGGCAGCUGCUCAGUUGCUAUCUGUUGGGAUGAUAAUUCAAGCUCACACAGUCAGCUCCACUCAUGUGUCUUCUGUUCUUGUCCAACAUUGGUUUCUUAUGCUCACGAUAGCUUUGGCUAUUGAAAGGCUCUCUGGGCUUGCCCUUGGGGUUGCCAUGGAGCGUGACUGGGUUGUUUUGUUGGCAGGAACAAACAGACCAAUAGCGCUUGCUCAAGCUAAUGCAGUCCUUAGUAGAAUUGAUCUCCUCUGUGAGAUAACAGGAGCAGCAUUAUUUGGCAUUUUCUUAUCUAAGCAUGAACCAGUGACAUGCUUAAAGCUAGCUGCUAGUUUGAUGAUUUGGUCUCUGCCUGUUGUGGUUUUCCUUACAUGGUUGACAAACAAGCUUUCGGCCGGAGUCCUGGACCGUGCAAAGUGUCCACAAACUUUUUGCUUCAGUAAUCUUGAAGGACCUAUGCCAGAUACCUCAAAUAUUGUGGCUUCAAGUAUAGAAGUUAUCAAGCAUGGGUGGUUUGAAUAUAUUCAGCAGCCUGUUCUGCCAGCAAGCCUUGCUUAUGUGUUACUCUACUUCAACGUUGUUCUUGCUCCUGGUGGUUUGAUGACUGCUUUCUUAACACAACAUGGUUUAAAUCCUACAAUUAUCGGAGGGUUUAGUGGACUGUGUGCAUUUAUGGGUGUUGCAGCAACAUUUGUGUCAGCAAAGAUGGUUAAGAGUCUUGGCAUUCUGAAGGCUGGAGCAGCUGGCCUUAUAUUUCAGGCUUCACUUCUUACCAUUGCAGUUGCUGUGUAUUGGAGUGGCUCUCUUUCUCAAAAGAUCCCAGUUGCAUUCUUCCUAUGUUUGAUUGUAUUGUCAAGACUGGGACACAUGUCAUAUGAUGUUGUAGGAGCACAAAUUCUUCAAACCGGGAUUCCUCCAUCUAAAGUUAAUCUUAUAGGGACUACAGAACUCGCGGUUGCCAGCAUGGCAGAAUCAAUAAUGCUAGGAGUUGCUAUAAUUGCUAAUGAUGUUUCGCAUUUCGGUAUUCUAGCAGUGUUGUCACUUAUAUCGGUGGUUGGAGCAGCUUGUUUGUACUGCCGCUGGUUGACAAAUCCUACUGAUACACAAAGGAAUCUCUUUCCUGUUGAACUGCACUUCUCAUAGUUCAGGAAGGUCUUUGGUCCCGAGUUGCAAAGAGGCCAGAUAAAGGCAAGGUAUAUGGCCCUUGUCACUUUGAUGUGUGCAAGCUUCAGCAAUAUUAUUAAAGCCACUUUAUAUCGGACUUAAUUAAUAGCUUCUAGGUCACACGAUUUUGUCAUUUGUUGUUCGUUUCAAAAUGAUCUCUCCUGUUGUUCCGGGCCAUGUAUAUACUUACCAAAUCUCCAAACAAGUGCAGUAAUUAAAAUAUUUGUAGAAGACUGAUCGUAUAUACUUGAUUAAAAAGUCCAAUACUCGGUGCCCAGCAUUUUGGGGUCCAAAUUUUCAUUUAUAUGGAUAUAUUUGUAAAUGUUAUAAUAAGGGUCCAUCUUUACGUGGCCCUUAUGGCAUCAUAAGGAGUUCACAUGCUAUAUGUGAUUUGAUUCGCAGUUUUGUUUAUGAAUGCAAUUCGAAUAAAUUGAUUUAGUGCGUGAUAAUUUUAUUGAAAAAGAUCGAUUAAGAGUUUCUAGUCGCC